AUGCCUCGCAUCAAGCCCUGGCUCACAUUUACUGAGUGGGGUCAGAAGUAUGGUGAUAUCGCGCAUAUCGAGGUUCUGGGUCGGCACAUCAUUGUGUUAAACUCUGCCAAGGCUGCGAUGGAAAUGCUAGACAGUAAAAGCAUUUUGUACUCUGGCCGUCCUGUUCUUCCUAUGGCGGGCGAACUUGUUGGCUGGAAGGACUCUUUACCUUUCCUUCCUUAUGGUGACCUUUUUCGCCAGCACCGCAGGAACUUCCAUCGGGUCAUCGGAAGUCGUGCUGGAAUGGACGUAUACAACGUGGUCGAGGAAGUUGAGACUCACCGGUUCCUAAAGCGUGUGCUUGCGAAACCCGACCAACUGCAAGAGUAUAUCCGACAUACUGCUGGCGCUGUCAUUCUGCGCAUCUCUCAUGGUUACGAAGUGAAGGAGAAUAAUGAUCCCUUCAUUGACCUUGCAGACCGCGUUGUAGCCAAUGCCUCGCAGGCUACAGCUCCCGGUGCCUUCAUGGUUGAUAUUUUACCAUUCUUGGCAAAUGUCCCUACGUGGUUCCCCGGUGCUGGCUUCAAGUGCCUAGCACAUGAAUGGCAUGAGGCCCUCGAAGAAAUGGUUUCUGCACCCCACAAGUUCGUCAAGGAUCAGAUGGCUGAUGGCACCGCCCCCAUGUCUUUCACCUCGAAUCUCCUAGAAGGCUGUGAUAUGUCUGCGGAAGAGGAUCACGCUGUGAAAUGGUCUGCUAUUUCCAUGUACGGCGGUGGUUCUGACACAACUGUUUCUGCAAUCUACUCGUUUUUUCUAGCUAUGACACUUUUCCCUGAUGUGCAAAGGAAAGCUCAGGCUGAAAUAGAUGCGGCUGUCGGUCCUGACCGUCUUCCUACCUUUGCCGACCGCGACUCCCUACCCUAUAUUGCUGCGCUUGUCAAGGAAGUCCACCGCUGGAACAUUGUCAUUCCUACAGGUUUCCCCCACUGCGUGACUGAAGACGAUAUCCAUGACGGGUACUAUAUUCCGAAAGGCUCCUUAGUAAUACCUAACGUUUGGUUCAUGCUCAACGAUCCACGGACAUAUGUUGACCCCUCACAAUUCAAUCCCGAACGCUUCCUGGCUAAGGAUGGAAAGGAACCUGAAACAGACCCUCGCACAGCCUGUUUCGGCUUUGGUAGACGUAUUUGUCCAGGUCUCCACCUUGCUGAUGCCUCCAUUUGGAUAUCCAUCGUGAUGUCUUUGGCCGUGUUUGAUAUCUCAAAGGUUGUCGAGAAUGGUGUUGAGAUUACCCCUGAGGUUGAACCCUUACCAUUGGGUACGAUCAGCCACCCCAAACCUUUCAAGUGUUCGAUUACGCCUCGCUCUGCAACUGCCCUUGGGCUCAUUGAACAAGAUGCUGACUACUAAGAUCACGAUGGCGAGAUCGGAGAAACACGCGGGAGUAACACACUUAGCAUGCGUCAUAAUUGGUACAAGAAUUGUGCAAUAUGAUUGUUGGAGUUCGGUGCAUAGGGAGUUAUUUACUUCUGCGGAACUUUUGUGGGUAUUCAACAGGCUUGAAUAGGUGGAUGUCACGUAGC
This is a messenger RNA of Suillus subaureus, 1562 nucleotides long. Its product is annotated as cytochrome P450. The record is from RefSeq and is a predicted model, not a curated record. Lineage: Eukaryota; Fungi; Basidiomycota; Agaricomycetes; Boletales; Suillaceae. Gene Ontology annotation, molecular function: monooxygenase activity; iron ion binding; heme binding. The transcript is spliced from 11 exons. The coding region runs from base 1 to 1389 and encodes 462 amino acids.